Messenger RNA from Cornus florida, 2948 nucleotides. RefSeq lists its product as uncharacterized. The transcript is spliced from 6 exons. The coding region runs from base 1240 to 2727 and encodes 495 amino acids. NCBI's taxonomy places the organism in Eukaryota, Viridiplantae, Streptophyta, Magnoliopsida, Cornales, Cornaceae. The record is from RefSeq and is a predicted model, not a curated record.
ACUCGACGGCCGUGAUGCUGUAAGCGCUCAGCCUGCAUGAACUGGUGGAACGGGUCAUUUCUUGGCCGAACUGUCCAAUUCAUCUGAGAAUGACUGGUUCAAUAGGGAAUUUGAGUCUCACCGAUAAAUUGGUGAGACUUGGCGAUGGGGCAUUCCAUUCCUGUUGUGAACCGGCCUGUUCGCAGGACUAUGCGGCCUGUUGGCAGGACUAUGCUUUCAAGCUUGGAUCUAAUAUGGGAACUGUUCUUUUCACCUUUCUUUGUAUUGAAGCUAUGACUUGAAAAUGAGAGUGCAUUGGGGUUGAUGGACUAUCAUAUUUGCACUAAUGUGGUUAUGAAUGUUCUGAAGAAGGGGAUUCAUUCAAAUCAGAAAUGGCCCUAGGAUAAUGGAUUACUACUGAGUUAUAUUUAUGGAAUGGAGAGUAUUUGGAUCUGGGGUGAGAUAAAAAUUGUUACAGGCAAGCUUUCAAAAAAAUAAAUUUGUUUGUAUUUUGAGGGUUUCAAAUAAUGGCUAAAAAUAUGAAAAUUUUAACUUAUAUUUGUCUAUUUUAAGAUAAAUAUAGUCGAUUGCCUGGAUUUUUGUUGUUUCUGGCCUGACUGAAAUCAGAUGGUUAACUACUACUUGCUGUUUUGAAGCAAAUAAACCAUUUCUUAUGAAAAUAAAAGGAUAUACAAUAAUUUUUGAGUGAACAUUUUUUUUUUAUAGAGGUCUUAAACUGUCUUCUUUACUUAGAUUUUAGGGUUCGUUCUAGUAAAAGAUCGUUGAACUUUAUUGAGGGAACCUUUCAUAUUUGUCCUUCAAGAGAUGGCUUCCUAGCUAAAGUAAAUCAGCCUUCUUAAUCGACCAAUAAGGGGUAGCAAGUGUAAGUAGUGCUAUCCAUGAUUUUGAAAAAGUUAUGGCUUGUUCUUUUCUCACUUUCAUCGAGUGCUUAUUUUGAAUAUAAGCAGUGCUGAUUGGAUUUCCUCUAGGAGUGAGUUUAUUUUAAAUUGAAUAGAUAUAGUAGAUAUAUAUAUUAUCAUGGGAGUGAAGGCACCUAUUUAUUUCAAACGCUAGAUAUGCAAAUUAGAAAUAAGAAAAGUUUUGAAAUCUAUUGGACCCCCUUCAAGCUCUAUGGAUCUCCACCCCAAUUGGGGAUUCAAAUGACCAUUUCAAUUGCAGUAAGUCAUGCUUUAUGGAAUGAUCCAUUAAUGGAGGGGCGGUAAAGCAUCAGAGGACUUUGAUGAAUCUCCAGUCAAUGAGAUGGAUGAUGAUCCAGCUGAGUUACUGGUAAAUUCUGUGGAACACAGCGAUCCAGUUGUUGACGAGCUCCAAAGCCCUACAAAGGAUACUUCUUUGACCUCUGAUACAGGAACUGUAUUUACAAGUCCUAAAGCUGAUAGCGGAGGCUCGUCUGAAAGUACUAGGCGUGCUGCUAGUGAGGAUUCCUCUUCUGAAGAUGGUUUGAGCAAGGUUGAACCAAGUAACCAGGGGAAAUGCUUGUUUGAAAGUAAGGAAUUAGUUCCGUAUCAUCAGUUAAAUGUCAAUUAUAGAAACAGUGACACAGCUAGUACUUCAUAUGAAGAUCGGUCAUCUUCAGAUACAAUUAGUGCAAAUGGGAGGGCCAUCAUAAAUGAUGUUAAUGGUGUUAAUAGAAUGAUGAACAAGGAUGUAUCACGGAUACGUUCAGAGGUACAUCAAAGCAGUUCAUCUCCUAGAGAGCUUGGGGAUUCAACUUCAAAUGGAAUUAUCAAUGAAAAUCGUGUGAGCGAAGUGAUGUCCAUCCAUAAUUCUGAUUCCAGUUCUCGUCCUGCUGUUUCUGAUUCAUCAGUAACUUUCCACUCGCUAAGAAAUGAUACUCUUCCAGAGUCAAUGCCUUCAGGUGUAGGAUUCCUUGUGCCAGACAGGGAACGAGGCCAGAGAAGUGGAAGUGUACUUCAAGUUGAUGUGGUGAGCAUAUCUUCCAACAUUUUGUCUAGUAGCGCUGCUGACAUAAGUAGUCGUGAAGCAAGAAGGAAUAGUAGAAGACUGUUCUGGGAUGCUUUUUCAAGACGCAGUUCUAGAAGGCAUAGCGAUUCCAGAACCUUACUUUCUUCAGCUGAUGAUUCCGAUGAUCUAGAAUCUCAUGACAGAUGGCUGCUUGAUUUUAGUGGUGAUUUCUUUGAUGAUGGGGUUGGAGGUGAUUCUGGAUAUCUGGGCAGUAGAACUCACAAUGUGAAUGAACGACGAUGGCACUCAAGAUCUGAGAUCUGGGAGAGACUUCGUGGUAGCCUUGAUGGAAAUGAUCGGCGUACUACCAUUUGUCCGUCAGGGCUUCACCCUGAUGGCACUUGCUCAUGUGAGUCUAUAUUGAUGGCCGAUGAGUCUAGUACUCGAGCAAGUAUUUCACGAAUUGUCAUGCUUGCUGAAGCAUUGUUUGAGGUGUUGGAUGAAAUUCAUCGUCAACCUGUGUCACUUUCCUUGUCAAUGGUCUCGCUUCCAGCUCCAGAGUCCGUUGUUGACUCUUUUCCUGUUAAGAGUCACAGAAAGCCAGACACUGCUGACAAUGCGGAUGAUAUUGGACAGUGUUACAUUUGCCUCGCUGAGUAUGAGGAAGGGGAUAAAAUACGAGUUCUUCCCUGCCACCAUGAGUAUCACAUGUCAUGCGUUGAUAAAUGGCUGAAAGAGAUACAUGGGGUGUGCCCACUCUGCCGAGGUGAUGUCCGUGAGAUAGAGGGUUCCGUCUCAAACUCAGAAACCCCUUCUCUUUGAUUCACAAGUUGUAAAUAUACACGUAAAUAAGGCAAUUUUGCUCUCGGGAUGCUGUAUUUAUGUUUUCCGAAAUAUCUUCCUACCUGUAUUCCACAUAUGUAUCCAAAUUUCGAGGUUGAUAACAUACCUUUUUUCUUCACAGAUCAGUCUUGUAAACUCUAAUAUAACAAUUUCCAGAAAUGAGAUUUUACUGGCCCAGAGCCUAUAUUUAUUUUGUAUAA